This is a messenger RNA of Fibroporia radiculosa, 2418 nucleotides long. RefSeq lists its product as uncharacterized. The record is from RefSeq and is a predicted model, not a curated record. The transcript is spliced from 4 exons. Bases 1 to 2418 code for a protein of 805 amino acids. NCBI's taxonomy places the organism in Eukaryota, Fungi, Basidiomycota, Agaricomycetes, Polyporales, Fibroporiaceae.
AUGGCACCUCAUCCCGACGAAGCGCUCCCCGCUAUUCAACUCUCGCUCGCAGACUUCAAUGAGUACGGACAACGCGUUCUUACCAAUCCCAACGAUGAGGACCGCAUUUACAGCUUUGUACGAUAUAUGUUAGGAGGGAGAUACGACGAUGACGACGAGCUGAAGCGUAUCUAUGUGAAUGCACGCCAAGGGCUCCGCGCACCAAUCCCGGUCACCCCGGACAAUCCGAACGGUUAUAUCGUGCGGCGCGAUUACGACUCUGUUAUCGGAGUCACUCGUACUUUGCCGUUUAAACACGGCAUCGCAGUGUAUCCUUUACCGCCAUUCAAAGAAGCUAUGACAAGUGAUAUGCAUCUCUCCCAUGAGGUCAGGCUGCGAAAUGAGUCUGUCAUAAAAGUGCCCUUACAUAAAAUUCCCAAUAUUGCUUUUGGAAAGUUGGAUGUCCGUGGGCAGACCAAUCUUUUCUUUCCAGCACUCUAUCGCCAAGGGCAGCGCACCACAGUGGAUAAAGAGAUCAUAGCCAAGUUCUACAACAAAGUAUUGCGUCCUGCACUGGCAAUGGAAGCUGAUGAACAGAUGAUUCGGUGGCCAGCUACCUAUGACCUUGCUAUGAAGCAGGCUAAGGACACCAGAGGAGAGUUCCACUUUGGUACUGUUGACGUUGGCGCUUUCUUGCUAGAAGAUUUGGAGAUCAGGCUUAUAGAAGAGAUGGACAAGCACCGUGAAUUCUGUGGUGCAUUCUGGGUCCAUACGAUACGAGGCAUCAAGGGUCGUACAGCUCACAACAUAGACCAUGUUUUUGACCGUGGUUAUCAACUGAAACAAGCACUUUCUUUCCUGGAUAUGGAAACCUCUAAUAUCAACUACAAGGAGUGGUAUAUUGACAUUGGAAUAGAGGUGUUCUAUCCCCAGCAUGUCUUGCAAUGGCUUAGGAAUGGACAUACCAAGAUCCUACAGCAUGUCUUACCUAGCGCAUCAAGGCAGCAAGUGCAUGCUCUUUACAAAAGCCAGGACCUCUUCAAAGUUGACUAUGAAGCUCAACUAACAGACUUUGCUGGAUUUCGAGCAACUCCUAAUUCCCGUGGUGUUCGGGAUGGCAUAGUGUAUAUUCAAGCAUACAGCCCAGCUAAGCAUGGUCAUUAUCAGAUGCACUCAGGCAUAUAUCGCCGUCGGAACGCAACGGACACCCUCCCUAGCAAUAUCAAGGCUCUUAGAGCAGAUUGCGGGUCUAUCUAUCAACUCUUCGCAACAUGCCGUGGCAAUGCAGAUCCCGACGAAGAACAAGAUGCCUCUGCACGUUUAGAAGCCCGUGUUCGCCUGGAUUGCGCUGAAAACACGCUCACAACAUUUGCUGAAGACUUGGUCAAUGAUACAAUGAUAGCAGUACCCAUUGACAUCUGGUGGCAUUUCAAGAUGGAGAGAGUUGCUGCGCUCAGUUAUGUUUUUGAGUCCCUUCAAAGUCAACCAUCCACAGUCCGUAUCCAUGAGUGUAGCCUUGCACUUGGAGCAAUGUCUGUCUACAUACUCAAUGCGCUCCUGUAUCGCCCUGGAGAGCAAGAGGGCGACCGCGAGCUGGCUGAAGCAUGCGCCAUGUUUAUGGAAGAAGUGAAUCUGGACAAUGUGGAGUAUUCUGACUCGGAUGAUGCCGAGGAAUAUGAACUGGUGCCUGUCGGACGCAAACAAGGCUUAUAUUUUUUUGCCGAUAUUGUGGACAAUGAUCGUUUCAUGGAAGAAAACCAUUUCCGUCUGGCCAUCACACAUUUCAAAAACAAGAGCCUCUCGCAAAUCAUCGCAUUCAAAUACGGCGUCGAUCUAGUCACGGAUUUAGAGCCCAGAUUCGGGCUGAUCAACUUGGUUGCACCAAUGCGCAGAGCCCACCCAACUCGCCUCAAUAAUCGCGCUCCCAUUACGGCGUCCAUCACUGACUUCGAAGACGCUCCGCCCAAGAUCAAUUUUGGCUUUGAAGAAAGAGGAAUAGCAUUAACCUCGAAUCUUGGACUCCAUGGCAAUGACGUCGAUAUUGCCGAGGAAGAGGAAGAGGAAGAUGAAAACGAAGACGAACUUACGCGGAAACUUACCAACCUGUGGUACCAGAUGUUCGUGGACCUCAUGUGCCUGGCCCCCAAUCGCAAAAAUAGCGUCAAUCCAUCUUAUUGCAGCAUGCCCAAAUAUUUACGCAUGACGGCUAAGCCUGAUCUAUUCCAACAAUAUGAGCUCCCGUUCUAUGAAGUCAAUUACAAAGUGGCAACAGGAGCAGAAUGGUCCUCUCUAUUCGACUGUUUAUUUCCUAAGAAGACCGCCGCACCUCGUACUCGCAAACUACAAAACUAUCCCCUCGCUAAAUACUGGAACACGUAUAUUAUCCUUAGCUUGGAUUCCAGCAGCCAACAGCGAGCGCAUCUGGGAUUCAAAAAGUAA